Molecule: messenger RNA, 1656 nt
Organism: Pteropus alecto (black flying fox)
Lineage: Eukaryota; Metazoa; Chordata; Mammalia; Chiroptera; Pteropodidae
Gene: GABRG3
Product: gamma-aminobutyric acid type A receptor gamma3 subunit
Exons: 10
Coding region: 1-1656 (551 amino acids)
Biological process (GO): monoatomic ion transmembrane transport; synaptic transmission, GABAergic; signal transduction
Cellular component (GO): synapse; GABA-A receptor complex; neuron projection
Molecular function (GO): inhibitory extracellular ligand-gated monoatomic ion channel activity; GABA-A receptor activity; transmitter-gated monoatomic ion channel activity involved in regulation of postsynaptic membrane potential
Source: RefSeq, a predicted model, not a curated record
AUGCCCCUUAAACAGAGCCCGGACGCCAUCGGGAUGAGGCUGCUUCAGCACCCCGCUCUCUGCGACCGCGCGCCUGCAGGCGGGGAGCCGAGGCCCCGGGAGGGCAUCGCGGGGGUUCUCCCCGCCUCGGGGCGCAGCUGCGGCUCAGCCGGACCGGGCUGUGCCCAGGGCUCCCGCAACCCGGGCUCCGCCGCGCGGCGCUUGUCGCUGGAGGGUCCUCGGUACCCACCGGACCGCUCGUGCCCAGCACCCCUGAAACCCACGUGGAGACCUGACAUGUUUCUGCAAGCGAUUCACGAACGGUCGGGAAGCGUGGAGGACGACGAACACGACGACGCGCCAUCGAACCAAAAGUGGGUCCUGGCUCCGAAAUCGCAAGACACCGACGUGACUGUCAUCCUCAACAAGCUGCUGAGAGAAUAUGACAAAAAGCUGAGGCCGGACAUUGGCAUGAAGCCGACCGUGAUCGACGUGGACAUCUACGUCAACAGCAUCGGCCCCGUGUCCUCCAUCAACAUGGAAUACCAGAUCGACGUGUUUUUCGCCCAGACCUGGACGGACAGCCGCCUGCGCUUCAACAGCACGAUGAAGCUGCUCACUCUCAACAGCAACAUGGUGGGCUUGAUCUGGGUCCCGGACACCAUCUUCCGCAACUCCAAGACCGCGGAGGCCCACUGGGUCACCACCCCCAACCAGCUCCUCAGGAUCUGGGGCGACGGCAAGAUCCUCUACACCCUACGGCUCACCAUCAACGCCGAGUGCCAGCUGCAGCUACACAACUUCCCCAUGGACGAGCACUCCUGCCCGCUGACCUUCUCCAGCUAUGGCUACCCCAGGGAAGAGAUGGUUUACCGAUGGAGGAAAAGCUCGGUGGAGGCGGCGGACCAGAAGUCCUGGCGGCUCUACCAGUUUGACUUCAUGGGCCUCCGAAACACCAGCGAAAUCGUGACGACGUCGGCAGGUGACUACGUCGUCAUGACGAUAUAUUUCGAGCUGAGUCGGAGGAUGGGCUACUUCACCAUUCAGACUUACAUCCCGUGCAUUCUGACCGUGGUUCUAUCCUGGGUGUCAUUUUGGAUCAAAAAAGACGCUACGCCAGCACGAACCGCGUUAGGCAUCACCACGGUGCUGACCAUGACCACGCUCAGCACCAUCGCCAGGACCUCCUUGCCCCGCGUGUCCUACGUGACAGCCAUGGACCUCUUCGUGACCGUGUGCUUCCUGUUCGUCUUCGCCGCCCUGAUGGAGUACGCCGCCCUCAACUACUACUCCAGCUGCAGGAGGCCCGCGGCCGCCAAGCAGCCGCCGCCGGUGAGUGCGGGAGGGCGGCGGAGGGACAGCCCGGGCCCCCCGCCGGUGACGGAGAUGGGUGUCCCCGUGCGUCGAGGCCGCUCUGCGCCCGAGCGACCCGCGUCGCUGCAGCCGGACCCCUCGCAGUGGCUCCACGGGCGGGUGGCCCUGCCGGCCCCCUCGGUACGUAUCGCGCUGUGGGGGCAUUUCCGCAGACUGUCGCCAAACCGCGGGCGAAAGGACGUCACUGCCGACGCGUACGCUCCCUCCAAUGCGCCCCCUCGUUUUUUAACAUCCGGCUUAGACAAUCGGGAGCGUAAAGGAGAAAAAUUAAUCGCCCUCCUGUCGCCCGGGACUAGUGUGUAG